GAACAUGAGCUUUCUUUUGCGCAAACUUAUAGUCUAUAUUCAUUGAUAUUUGUGUUUGAAAUAAUUAUUGGUGGAAGUCUUACUGACUUUGUUUGGAUUUUGGAAUUAGCAGAAAUUGUGUUUUGGAUUAAAAGAGACGGAACUACAAUAAAAUUGAUAAAACAUAUCUUAUGCAGAGUGUUGACAGAAACGAGCUCUCUUACGCAAGCUUCCUUUUUUGUGUGUGCAUGUGUUAGAUAUAGUUUGUAGUGGGAUCCUAACUUUUUAUUAUUCACGGGUGGUAGAAGUGACUUUUUAGAGUAAAGGGGUGAAACUAUGCACGUGAUUGAUGUACAUGAGCUAUCUCCUGGCAUAAGUUUGUAGUGCAUGUAAUUUGAUAAUAUUCCUCAGUAGUAUUCAAUCUCAGGAUCUUCUUUUCUCUUUUGUUGAAGGUAGUAGGAAUCAUGUUCCUGGAGUAAGGUGGAAUAACAAAUAAAAUCUGUAGACUAACCCUCUUCAAAGCGAAUAAAUAAGAGUUUUUCAUUAUAUGGUGACUGGUUGCAGCUGAAUUGGUCUCUCAUGUGGCCGUUCUAUCUUCUCUUCAACAAGACCCUCAAGCUAGAGGAACCAAGAGAAUCGGGUGAAGAUGAUUUGAGUUUUGUAGAAUUGUACCCAUUUGAGAAGUUUCCAAGUAGAAUAAAAUGUGAUGCUCCAAUUUUGUCCCGCUCCCAGGUUAUUGAAGUACCACACAUAAACCAGCAACAACAAUGGGAUUGUGGCCUUGCUUGUGUUUUGAUGGUUCUGAACACUGUUGGUGUAAAUGAUUGUCAUAUUCAGUCAUUGGCAGAUCUAUGCUGCACAACAAGUAUAUGGACUGUCGAUUUGGCAUAUUUGUUGCAGACUUUUUCAGUCAGUUUUUCCUACUUCACAGUGACCUUUGGAGCCAACCCUAAUUAUUCUGUUGAAUCAUUUUACAAGGAGGAACUAGCAAAUGAUCUUGUACGAGUUGAUAGGCUAUUUCAAAAGGCGUUGGAAGCUGGAAUCAAAAUUGAGCGCAGGUCUAUCAGCAGAGAAGAAAUUUCUCUCUUAAUGUUAUCUGGGAUAUAUGUUGCUAUUGUGUUAGUUGAUCAGCAUAGAUUGAGUCGAUCUUGGCUGGAGGAUGUGCUUGUAUCAGGCAUCUGUGAUAGCAACUUCAGCUAUACUGGUCAUUAUAUUGUGGUAUGUGGCUAUGAUGCCGAUGCGGAUGAAUUUGAAAUCAGAGAUCCUGCCAGCACUAGCAAGCGUGACAGGAUCUCAUCGAAGUGUCUAGAUGAUGCACGGAAAUGCUUUGGUACUGAUGAAGAUAUCCUAUUGGUAUCUUUACAGAAGAGCAGGAAGCAAAAGACCCCAUCACCACAUGAACAUGUUUCUCCAAACGUCAACAUCAACUGCUGAGGUGUUUUUCAUCAAUUCAUUGACGACAAUGUCCUGGUGUUCACUUCAUGUCAUAAGGUACGAGAUAUGCCCCCUCAAUGCUUCAUUCUAAUUGCAGUCCCACGUAAUCUCCCACUUUAGCAGCCCCCACGUUACUCCUUCCCUUUUUAAUUAGUGAUAUAUAUAUAUAUAUAUAUAUAUUCAUAUUCUAUAACGGAGAGUUGGAGCUUUGCUAUAUGCUCUCUCGAGGAGCAACUGUACAAGCUCCAAGGUCCGAACUCGCGAGACAUUAAAGGUUCUUGCUAUUAAGUUCAAUAAAAGAUUUAAAUUGGAGACCUCUAAGUGAGUAUGAUUAAGGGACUCCAAGCUCUUAUCAAUCAA
Messenger RNA from Momordica charantia (bitter melon), 1773 nucleotides. The record is from RefSeq and is a predicted model, not a curated record. Lineage: Eukaryota; Viridiplantae; Streptophyta; Magnoliopsida; Cucurbitales; Cucurbitaceae.